Molecule: messenger RNA, 351 nt
Organism: Adineta steineri
Lineage: Eukaryota; Metazoa; Rotifera; Eurotatoria; Adinetida; Adinetidae
Source: the annotation of a GenBank genome assembly
AUGACCUCUGUGCCACCUCCAUAUGCUGGUGGACAAUCAAUGAAUUAUCAACAAGUACCACUACCACCGCCAGGACAACCAAUUUAUGGAACUCAGACAGUAUCUAUGAGAGUUCCAGUUGUUAUUUUAGGUAAUUAUCCAAUGCAGUGUACAUGUCCUCAGUGUGGACGACAGAUUGUUACACGAACAGAAAAGAAGAUUGGACUUUUAACUUGGCUUCUCUUUGGUGGUCUUCUUUUCAUUGGUUUCUGGCCUUGCGCAUGUAUACCAUUUUGCGUUGAUGAAUGCAAAGAUACAGCACAUUAUUGUCCAAGUUGUAGUGCAUUACUUGGUGUUGGCAAAAAAUUAUAA